Molecule: messenger RNA, 10490 nt
Organism: Oncorhynchus tshawytscha (Chinook salmon)
Lineage: Eukaryota; Metazoa; Chordata; Actinopteri; Salmoniformes; Salmonidae
Product: PH domain leucine-rich repeat-containing protein phosphatase 2-like
Exons: 19
Coding region: 127-4416 (1429 amino acids)
Cellular component (GO): extracellular matrix
Molecular function (GO): protein binding
Source: RefSeq, a predicted model, not a curated record
GCGGUGAAGUUCAGAGUCGUUAUGGCGUCGCACCGAACGAGAAUGGUAUUUUUCAGUUGCCGCAUGUAUUGGAAUUUACCAGUCAUGUUCCACGUUCUUUUGGGGGUUUUCUAGUUAAAUAUACACAUGCAAAUGAAGGAAGAAGAUAAUAUACCGGGCACCGUCAUGGAGCCAAAAAAAGGUGGUGUCGAAGAUAGCAGGGGUUGUAUGGACACACUGGUCUACGAAGCGGGAUCUAACCAAGCAGCAGGUCGUGGCGACCGCAAUGGUACAGGAAACCGUGUCGGAACAGGGAUACGCGUUCUAAAGCGGAACAUGAAGAGGAAUGGGAGCAGAGGCUGUGUUACCAGGAAGACCCGCUUUGGAUCGCGGGAGCGGGACUGGCUGAAGGGGGAUCCCCAGCGGGGCUGUGUGUGUCUGUACGGGGGAACAGUUGACCCCCAGCCCCCAGCCUCGGGCCCACAGGCCUCCUCCACCCUCCAGGCAGACCUGCGGCUGGUGCUAUGCUCCACCACUACCACGGUGGAGGAGCUGUGUGCCCAGAGAGAAGUAGAGGGACUAUACCUGCAGCUCCAUGGAGACCUGCUCAGGAGGCUGGACCCCUCUGAGCGCCCUCUCCAGAUGGUGUAUGACUACCUGGCUGCUAUAGGCUACCAGGACCCUCUGCGGGUUCAGAGAGAGGCGGCCAACUCGGACCUCAGCUGCAUGAUCCGCUUCUACAGUGAGUGUCCAAUGAACGCGGACCAGCAGGAGCGAACCCUGCUGACGGGCGUGUUCAGCGUCAGGAAGGGGAAGACCCAGCUGCACAAGUGGGCAGAGCGCCAGGUCCUCCUGUGUGGCACCUGUCUGAUUGUGGCCUCCGUCAAAGACAGCCUGACGGGGAAGAUGCACAUCCUGCCCCUGGUGGGGGGAAAGGUGGAGGAGGUGAAGAGGAGACAGCACUGUCUGAUGUUCAGCUCAGCCGGACCUCAGGCCCAGACAUACUUUGUUAACUUCGACACACUGGCAGACUAUCAGAGGUGGCAUCGGCAGGCUUCAAAGGUGGUUUCUCAGACCAUCAGCCUGGUGGAUCUGUCAUGCUACAGUCUGGAGGAGGUGCCAGAGUACCUGUUCUACAGCCAGGACCUCACCCAUCUCAACCUCCGACACAACUUCAUGUCCCUGCAGGGCCCUGGAGGACUGCUCAACCUCCCCAGGUUUUCCCAGCUGAAGAGCCUGAACCUUUCACAUAACCGCCUGGGAGUGUUUCCAGAGUCUGUCUGUGAGAUCCUCACCCUGACAGAGCUCAACCUCUCCUGUAACGGCAUGAAUACUGUCCCUGCACAGAUAGGCAACCUCCAGAGUCUGCAGACCCUGUCUCUGGAUGGGAAUCAGUUGAACUUCCUUCCCGAAGAGCUUGGCGGCCUAGCUCAGCUCAGCAGCCUGGGGCUUUCCUUCAACAACUUCCCCCACAUCCCUGGUGUGCUGGAUAGGCUGAGUGGCAUGGACAGGCUAGCCAUGGCUGGGAACAGGGUGGAGACCCUGGAGCUGGGGAUCCUUGCCAGAAUGAGCCACCUCAAGAACAUCGACCUGCGGCUGAACGGUCUGCGCUGGGUGAAGAGUGAGGCCCUGGAGGCAGUGAAGCAGGUGACCCAGCUAGACCUGAGGGACAACCACUUGGCCACCCUGGACCUGAGCUCCAUCUGCAGCCUGGAAAUCCUGCACUGUCAGAGAAACCAGCUGAGGGCGCUAACGCUGAGUGGCUUCACCCUGCGCACGCUCCACGCCAGCAGCAACCGCCUGACCACAGUCAACAUCUACCCAGUACCCAACCAGCUGACACAGAUGGACUUAUCACGGAACCUGCUGGAGUACCUUCCAGACUGGGUGUGUGACAGUAGGAAGGUGGAGGUGCUGGACGUUACACACAACUUCCUGUCUGAACUACCAGCCAGACUACUCAGCAGCCUGAGUCUGAGGAAGCUGCUGGCUGGGAACAAUGGGCUCCAGAGACUGCCUGACCUACUUGACCACGUCCCACUGGAAGUACUCGACCUCCAGCACAACAAGCUAGGCGAGCUCCCGGAGAGCCUCUUCUACAAGGCCUUAAACCUAAAGUACCUGAACGUGUCAGCCAAUGCCCUGGAGAUAAUUCCCCCCAGCAGCCAAUCAGAGGAGAGCCUCAGCACUCUCCAGGAACUGUACCUGACGGGGAACAAACUGAAUGAGAACUGUGCUGCCCUGCUGGUGGGACACCAGAACCUCAGAGUCCUGCACAUGGCCUACAACCAGCUGCUCUCUUUCCCUGCCAGUAAACUGAGUAAACUGGAGCUGCUAGAGGAGCUGAAUCUGAGUGGCAACAAGCUGAAGACCAUCCCCUCCACUGUUUCCAGCUGUAAGAGGCUACACACCCUCAUAGCACACUCCAACCACAUCAGUGUGUUCCCCGAGAUCCUCAACCUGCCAGAGAUCAAGCUGGUGGACUUGAGCUGUAAUGAGCUGACUGAGAUCCUACUGCCAGACUCUCUAACGGCCACCCUGCACGAACUGGACCUGACUGGCAACAGCAGCCUCUUGCUGGAGCACAAAACACUCAACCUGUUCAGUCAUAUCACCACCCUGAAGCUGGACCAGAAGCCAGCCAUGACGGCCGGGGACUCCUUGGGCUCCUCCACCCUGUGGAACCAUGGCUACUCUGAGAUGAGCGGACAGAGGAACAAGUUGUGUGUGUCUGUGCUGGCAGUGGACCGCUUUGGGGAUAGUGUUGAGGCGGCCUAUGGCGUCUUCGACGGAGACCGCAAUGAGGAAGUUCCUCGUCUGCUGCAGUGUACCAUGGGAGAUGUGCUGUCGGAGGAGCUGCUGCAUUCCAGUGUAGACAGUGUGUACAUGAGUAACACCUUCCUCACCUCACACAGGAAACUGGGCAUGGCUGGUCAGAAGCUGGGUGCAUCUGCCCUGCUCUGCUACAUCCACCACGAGCCGUCGGAGCUGGGCAGCUACUUCAGCCUGACGGUGGCCAACGUGGGCAGCUGCCAGGCGGUGCUGUGUCGAGAUGGCCAGCCCCUGCCCCUCUCCAAGGUCUUCAGCCUGGAGCAGAGCACUGAAGAGAUGGACAGGGUCAAACUCAGCAAAGCGAUCAUCACUGAGGAUAACAAGGUGAGUGGAGUGACAUGCUGCUCUCGCCUGUUGGGAUGCUCUUAUCUGUCUCCCUGGGUGCUGCCCAAGCCAUGGGUGUGCACCGAGCCCCUGUGUUCCCAAGAUGACUUCCUGAUCCUGGGGAACCGGGCGCUGUUUGAGAAGGUGUCCUACCAGGAGGCCGUGUGCACCGUGCAGGCCGUGAGGGACCCCCGCGCAGCUGCCAAGAAGCUCUGCACGCUGGCCCAGAGCUACGGCUGCCGGGACAAUGUGGGGGCGGUGGUGGUGUCCCUGAACAUCGGGGAGGACAGCUGUACCUGUGAGCCCCCUCACGCCAGUACUGGUACUGAACCCCGGGGACCCCCUCCAACACCCCUCCCCGUCACUGCUCCCCCUGGGGACCCGGCCACACCCUCCUCCAGCAGUGGCAUUGCCUCAGAGUUCAACAGCGAGACUUCGGCCUCUGAGGUGGGGAGUGAGGCGGGCUCCACGGCCUCUGACGAGCACCCCUCUGGCCCCACGGUCCGACCUGAGAGGCGCUGUAGCCUCCACCCUGCAGCCACGCUCUGUGCCCCUGCGGGACCUGGCUCAGCUGGGGUAGGGGGGCCCCACCAAGUCCUGUUCCAGCGCCAGCCCUCCUGUACCCCCUUCUCCAGUAACCAGUCUGACAACGGGCUGGACAGUGAUGACGAGGCUCCACUAGAGGGGGUCAUCUCCAACGGGAGCAAGCUGGAGGUGGAGGUGGACAUCCACUGCUGUGCUUUCCAGAUCCGUUCUGGGCCAGCCGCGAGCCCAAAGGACCACAACCUGGACAAGACACGCUCAGACUACCCCAACGGAAAGAUGCGUCGUCAGAACAGUGUGGUGGUGUCAGCCACUAACGGCUGCCUGCUGGCCGUGUGUGGCAGGGAGAUCUCAGACCUGAAGAAGUCCCCCUCCACCUCCAGCCUCUUUGGGAAGAAGCUCUCCAACGGCUCCGUGGUGGCCCCGGAAGAUAGCCACAACCUCAUCGAGGUAGCCGUGGAGGCCCCUAAGAAGAAGUCGGGUUACUUCACUGCCCCUGCCCAGCAGGACCCCGAGGACCAGCUGGUAGUGCCUCCCAGUCUAGAGCAGGAUGUUAGGGAACAGCUGAGGGGCCAGAGCCCUAUGGUCCCUGGACCUCCACCUCCUUUCACACCACCCUCCAUCAGAGACCCUGUGUGGGACCACCCCCACCCCCCUGCUCCCAUGCUGCCCCAGCGGGACCUCGCCCCCAACCCUAUCCCUGCCCUACAGCAGGAAGUCUAUGAUACUGCCCUCUAGAGGGGGCCAGAUCACAGUGCAACCCUGUGGUAGUCCUGUGACAGUGCCAUACCAGGGGGGCAGAGGAGGUCUCUCUGGCACAGGUGGGAUAUUCCAGUUCAAGUUUCCAUUCAGCUCUGUCAUGAAGACAUGUGGGGCCUUGACUGUUCACACAUGAAUGCGUUACGUCACGUUAGACGUAGAGAGGUGCUUAGCUAACUGUCUGAUGAACCUGGUGGAACUGUCUGAGUAUCAGAGCUGAACAGGCACUGAAAUCACCACCCAUGAAGAGGUUGUGAAAAGAAGGCGGCCACCGGAGGCCAAAAUACCCCAGCCUGAACUAGAAUACCUCAUGCGUUUUAGACUGCAGAACUUGUUUGCAACAUUUCCCUUUACUUGGAAGGAAGGUCAAGUAAUGAAACAGUAGAAGAAUCCCUUUGAGUGUUAUCAUUCCAUUGCUGGGGGCUGCAGGGGCUCCUAGAUCCCAGGGACAAGUCCUGCGACCAAAAGGUGAAAAAGUGCCUACUGUAGAUGACUCAGCCCCAGAUGUCCCUGCCUCCCUGCCUGUGUGUGUGUGUGUGUGUGUGUAUGGAGGGGAGGGGGGUUGGGGUGGGGACAUCAGUAUUAACCCUGGAGGAGGACAUCACUGUGUGACAGCGUCCUCCAGGGGCCACCAAUGGUACAGCCACUUCUCUCUAUAUAUAUAUAUUUAUAUAUCUCUCUCUAUCUCGCUCUCUUGCGCUUGCUCUCGCUAUCUGACUGCACAAUGGCAGCCGACAUGGCUGUCAGGACUGGAAACUGGGCUGACUGGCCUUACUCUGGUACGAGGAUUCAGACUGUAUGCUAGAGGCAAGUAGGAACAUAACAGCAGAUGAUAAAAAAACUAACAGAAUUUUCAUUUACUAAAAAAACUAAGAUGUGACCCUUUCUAUCUACACCAUAAUCCUCUAUAUGGGAAAUACAGUUAGUAUCUAUAUACACAUUUAGUCUGAGCAGUGUAGUGCAGAACCACAUAGUGGUGUAAUCACAAGGCCAGCUUGGCCUAGUCCCAGCAUCAGGAUGCGUAUCCAUUUGGAAACCAUUGAAGCCUUGCUGGGAGGAAUAAUACAGAAAAUAAUGUUCAAAAAUAGCAUCAAGCUCUCAUAAAAAGGCUAACUCAAAAUAACAUGACAGUGCAUUGCUCACCUGUACAGAACCAAUAUGGGAUACUGCUUCAAAACCCUUAUUGUAACACUGUAUCGGUGACAGUGCAUGGUCCACAAAUUUGAACAGAAAAGGUUAUAUUAAUUAUGUUUUAUGGGCAACAUGAGUGGUAAACGACAAAGGCAAAACAAUCGUUUACAGUGUUCAUAUCUCAGACGCUACAAUGCACACUAGAUACUGUACAGUAAUCAUUACAUAUGAUGGGUGAAAAAACAUGUUCUUCGCAUAUAGAGUGCCAUCAUUAAGGUGUCCAGAUACUGUGAGGUGUGUAGCCCCUUUUUUCUUUAGUUUUUCUAGUUUCAUGUUUGUUGUACCCAGGAAAUUGUGCAAAAUCUCUGCAGCGACCAACAUAUCGAAAGUGUUUUUUAAGGUUUGGGAAUCAUUCUGUUCCCUUCAUUCCAUUAGCUUCACAGUCAACUGAACAAAAUAUCCAUGAGUAGUGUACUAAAAUGAGGAUGUAACAUGGUAUAUUAUUUUACAUGUAUAUUUAAAGUAUGUAUGUUGUGAAAUGUAUGUGUACUAUUUGAUACGAAGAUAGUUUGCAUAAUUCCUUUGGAGCCUAUAGAUAUAUCUGGUUGAUGCUCUUCAAUUUAAGUCAGUGACCAGAGAGAGAGAGUAAAAAGAAUGAUUUUCUCAUUGAAAUAAUUAGAUAUUUCAUUCUCAUAGAUCUAGUGACAGAUUCAAUAAGGGUUUGUGGGACAUCUGGUGGUGAUAACUAUGAUUUGCCUCAGAUGUUAGUUAUAGAUCAGUGAAUAUCACCAGUGUACUGUACUACCACUACCACCUACUGUAUAACAGAUUCAGAACAAGCACAGUGUGUUUUGGUUGGCAGGACAGAAAAGCUCAUUGUUGUGUUGGUGACAAUAAGUGCUGGUUUGAGUAAGAGGGGGUGGUGUGAAGCUCACAUGAGUGGCAACACCAAAUCAAUUCAACAGGUGUAUGCUAGAGGCAAGUAGAUGGGGUAUUGUGAAGGAACAACGGUUCAAGGGGCAUGUAGGACACCUGACCUAAUGCUGAGGAGGACGUUAUCUUACUCUUCUUUCAAAUUGUGGAGACAAGCCUUUGUCUGCUCCAUAUGUUCCAUAGCUGUCAGAGGACCUUUGGUUAAUACCAUCCAACCAAUGAGAAACAUUAUCUGAUAAACCCAUUUUAUGUGGAAUUUUAGCAAAAAUCUACAAUAUACAAUACUCUAAUCUACAAAUCAACUCACCGGAGCUAAUGAUUGCAUCCAUCUCAAAUUUGUGUCCUGGGAUAAUGCAGAUGUGGGUUCAAGUAUUGACUAUUUUGACACACAAAAUCAAAACACAGGUAUUCUUAUGUAUUGGGUCAAUGAGACAUUAACUUAGACAUUACAUAUCCACCUCACUGGAUAAUGAAGUGAUGACAUCACAAUGAGCAAAGCACUUUUGUGUCAUGAGAAGAGUGAAAAAAAGUAUUGCGUGUAAGCCAUUCAUUUUGCAUCAGAAUUUGAGUUCAGACUUUAUUUGUGGCAUUUGCUAAUGGUUUUAGUGUUGCUGAGCUAUGGAGUGGUCCACAGUAUGGCCCUGGCUUUUAUCUGUCACAGACAUGGUGAAAUAUGUCAGUCAGAGACAUUGCUUUUUUUUUUUAACCUUUAUUUUACUAGGCAAGUCAGUUAAGAACAAAUUCUUAUUUUCAAUGACGGCCUAGGAACAGUGGGUUAACUCCCUGUUCAGGGGCAGAACGACAGAUUUGUAUCUUGUCAGCUCGGGGAUUUGAACUUGCAACCUUCCGGUUACUAGUCCAACGCUCUAACCACUAGGCUACCCUGCCGCCCAGCUUUGAAUAAAGGCAUCUGCAUAAUAUGGGUCAGUAGACUGUGAAUAUGACAUUUCUAUAAAGUUGCACUUGUGCUCCGGUGAUGUUAGAGGAUAAGAUACUGCUAAUUGACUCGUCAUUGAUUUUACAAAGCUGCAGACCAAAAUCUAUCCCCCUUCCCCCUUGUGCCAAACUGCCUAACCCAUUCUAGAGAGGACAACAGUCUGACUUAGUAAGAGGGGGCUUGUGGUCUGACUAAAGAAUGACCAGGAUGUGUUCCUAGAUGCCACUGUGAAAAGGCUAGUGGCAUGGUUCUAGUGUUGUACUUACCAUAGCUGCUUAGCUAGCUACAACCCUCUCUAUGCUUGUUCAUAGCCUUAUUGCAGUGCUGCCAGUCCUAAUGAUGAUGGGGACUGUCUUUCUGUUGGUUUUAUUUCCUUUAGUGGAGCUGGUUUUGCCCUUUGACCUUACGUGGCAAGGUCAGGAGCAUAGAACACCUAAAAAUCCAAUAUUUUGCAUUCUUUUCUCCGAAUUGUAGAGGGAGCAAGGCAAAAUUUCAGUCCAGUAGAACAAGGCUUGGGACCAGAGGGGUGGAUUCUAAAGGUUUAGUAGAAUUGGCAGUAUUUUAGAUGCUCAAAAACCUCACAGCGGCUUCGAAAUGGCUAUUUACAUUCUUAACGUUAUCAACUGGAAUGAUUGGUGAAUUUGCCUUUCUAAAGCCUGCGUGCUUAUAAUAUGAGAUGUAUUACGUAAGUCUAAUUCACUUAUUUUGUCCCAACUUCAAACAAAAUCUGUUCUUCAAAGGAUCAAACACUGUGUAAAGCACUUCGUACAUAGGGAGAUGAAUAUAUUCAAAGAUUGAUAUUUGAGUAUUAUGUGAGAUAUUUAUCAAAAAUGCACAUUAACUCAUAGGGCUUGAGUUGUCAUUGUUGUGGCUUCUGUCAGCCAAAUGUAUCAUGUCUUCUCUAAGAGAAAGUAUCCAAUAGAAGUGCUAAUAAUUGUGAAGUGUGAGAGAAUUACAAAACUGCUUUUUCUGGUGGAUGCAAGUUUGUCUUUUAGCACAAAGAUAGGCAUUGUUCUUCCUUGUUCAAGUCUUAAGGCUUUUUUUGUAUUGAGUCAUUCUGCUUCCACGAGAGGAACAGCAGCUGGUGUUGAGGGGUAAAAGGUUGGCUCAUUCUAGGGAUGAUAAGUGGCAGAAAGCAGGCCAUUUGAAUAUUGCUUUGUUUGCUAAUGGAAGCCACCUGCUGUGCCUCAGGUGGCAAAACAGGUACAUGUCAGCACCACAGGUGUGGGUUUGCCCUCCACCCUGAAAACAAAAAUAGCAUUUCAGGACAGACUAAAGAAACAGAUUUGAGCUUGCACACAUUUGACAUUUUCAUAUGGGAUUUAAGUUGAGAACAUAAGAACAGUAUGAAGAGGUGAUUGUCUUUGAUGUGGUUGGUGGAACAAGAGAAUUCAAAGUUCUCAUAAUCCUUUUAAUGAACAGGAAGUUGGACUUCAAAUACACUACACAAUGUAGAUGAUUAUGAACAUGAAUUCGAUCACAUCAAAUAUGCAAAGUGUCACCUGUACAUAUUACUAACAGGUUACACACCUGACCUAAAAAUAGGAGGAUCCUUUUUUCUUAACUAUGAAAAUGAGUAGUAAACUGAACAUUCUUGUCUGUGUGUAUGCAUGUGUGUGUGAAUCACGAAGUGCAGUGUUCUGCCAUCGUGUGCGUUUUGACCUUUUGUCAACUCUCUUUCUGCGCAGUGAUCCAUGUAGAAAAGUUGAUCAAGAGGCUCCAUAAUUGGGCCCUAGUUUGCCAAGUGAGGGCCAGCAAAACACUACUAAGCUCUGUGCGUCCCAAAUGCACCCAUGCUACGUGCUCUAGCAGCCAAAAAUGCAUUCCGUAUGUCAGAACAUGCAUCUGCAGAUCCUUAGCCAAGUAUUAUUUGCCAUUUUAUUUAGUCAACUCUCCCUUGUUUUUGUAAAGAACCAAAAAAUGGACUCCUGCUAACAAGAGCUAGAAACAAUAUUGAUUGAGAAGGUCAUUAACCUAGAUCGAGAAAUAAAUGUGCCUGUACAUAUGCAAACCGUACGUAUUGCUACAGGAAGAUGGGGCACAGAGUAACAGAUCAAGGUGACAUCACAAGGAUGGCAAAGUAUUCCCUUUAAUUAUUUAGUAGAGGAGAUCAACUACUGUUCAUGAUCUGAGUGCACCAUAAUCCUCUGUAAAUACAGCGGAGUGUGUGUGUGACGGUAUGCAUAUUUAAGUAGGUUAUGGUGUCAAUGCUUUUCUGAUUCAGUUAAUCCAAUCUCUGUAAACACAUUAUAGGUUUUAUUUCUCUUCACAGAGGGAGAACAUGCUGCCUGCCUGUUUGUCAUUGUGGUCUGAGUGAGAAAGUAUGCACACGUGCAUGCAUGUGUUGCCAUUAUAUUUAACAGAAUGAAUCUCCAUUCUGUUGAAUGAUUAUGGUGAACUCUGGAAAGAAUCUGAUAUUGAGGACGUUCCAAUUGUUUAACAUGUGACCAAAGUAAACAUUGUUUGAGCUCACCUUUCUUUCUGUACUUUCUUUUCUAGAGAUGCUUGAAUAUUUUCUCUCAAUGCCAAGAAGCUGAGGUUUAUUUUUGUACAUUGUUUCAUGCAAAUGUAUAGGUCCUUCUCCACUACAGAAUCUAGAAUAAAGGGAUUCUAUAGUAUACUGUCACAGAUUAUUGUAUUUUUAUUUAAGAUAAUAAUUCAUGUAUUUAAUGUCUGAAGCAUGCCAUAUAUAAAUGCAUAUAAAAUAUAUACAGUCCUAUGUGUUUACUUUGUACAUAAUGUUAACAUUAUGUUUGUAAGCCAAGGCAUUGUUUUGAAUAUCUGGAGCAUAUCUAAUAUUUUUGUUUAUAUUUUAGCAUGCAGAAAACUGCUACAUAGUUUCAGGAUACCUUGUGUUUUAUAAUUUAGGAAAAGAACUAACCAUGAGCACAUUUGCUGUUUGUCUGCCAAAAUUGUACUCCUUAAAAUUGAGUGGGCGAUGGUUUAUUAUUUCAUUUGAGAUGCUGCUAUGACUAGUUUUGAGCAGAAAAGCUGUAUUUUUAAUUAACUUUCAGCCAAGUAGCAAUAAAAAUUUAUACUGUGAAAAACCUGG